Messenger RNA from Tetrahymena thermophila SB210, 402 nucleotides. RefSeq lists its product as hypothetical. The record is from RefSeq and is a predicted model, not a curated record. The transcript has 5 exons. Gene Ontology annotation, molecular function: protein heterodimerization activity. Lineage: Eukaryota; Ciliophora; Oligohymenophorea; Hymenostomatida; Tetrahymenidae.
AUGACAGAAAAAGAAAAUUAUCACUACUUCGAGCAAAGCAAUUUGGAAGAAUUGAUAUCACUUUUAAAGUAGGAAAAGUAAGAAAAGCCAUACAUAGACGAGAAAGCAAGAACAAUUUUAGUAGAGAUAGGCAAUCAUUUUAUCAACGAUUUACUCAAAAAGGGAAUUUCUAUUUCCAAACAUAAAUCUUAAAAACCUUCUGAUAAAGAUUCUAGCUAAGAAGAAGGUGCUGAAUAAAAAAAAUAUCCUCCUGUCGAAGUUAACGAUUUCAGAAUUAUUGCAGAAACAAAAUAUAAUACAAGGAUUGAUGGAGCAAACUAGCAUAUAGAAAGAUAAAUAGCAUAAAAUGAUAUAGAUUAUGUAAAAAGAGAAUAAGAAAAAGUUCAAUAACUGCAUAAAUGA